AUGCAGGUAGUCUCCAUCGACGACUUCAUCCAUCAAUCCUUUGACUUCCUCGUCAUCGGCGGUGGAACUGCCGGUCUAGUUGUUGCAUCUCGUCUGGCUCAAGAUGGAAACUUCACUGUUGGAGUCCUUGAAGCUGGAGGAAUAGCCAACGGGCGUGACGAUGUCGAGAUCCCAGGCUACGCUGGGAUAUCGCUGGGCACUGAGAUUGACUGGAAAUUCAAAACAGCACCACAGGCUCGUCUUGGGGGAAAGGCGAUCAGUUGGCCACGAGGGAAAGCCCUCGGUGGAUCGGGUGCUAUCAACUUUAUGACAUGGAUGAGAGGUGCCAGAGAGGACUAUGAUGCGUGGGAGGCGCUAGGCAAUCCCGGAUGGGGAUGGGAUAACUUGCUCCCCUAUUUCAAAAAGUCGGAAACGUUUCAUCCACCUAGCGAUUCUAUACGGGUUCAAGAGGACCUUCGAUAUGACAUUGAAGCCUUCGGGAACUCGGGGCCGAUUCAUAUCUCUUAUGCCGAAGAAUUUCAACCAUCUAAUCAGGUGUAUUUCAAGACGCUCAACUCGGUGGGCGUGCCAACAAACUCGGCUCAUUUUGCGGGAUCGAAUGUCGGGAGGUGGACAAACAUCAACAACAUCGACCCUCGCACCACGACUCGAUCCUUUGCGACCAACUAUUGUUCCUUGGCUGGUUCCAACCUUCACAUCUUGACUGAAGCCAUCGUUCAAGAUGUUGUCCUUGACAAGGUUGACAACGCAUAUAGGGCCUCUGGAGUUCGAUUCGUCUAUAAAGGCCAAGAGCACGUUGUCUCAGCAUCUCGCGAAGUCAUCUUGUCCGCUGGAAGCCUCCAGUCACCGCAGAUACUAGAGCUAUCAGGCAUAGGCAACCCCGAGGUAUUGUCCCAAGCCGGCAUUGAUGUCAAAGUGGAUAGUCCCAUGGUAGGGGAAAACCUACAGGAGCACAAAGACAUCCAUAUGGUCGUGGAAGUUGACCCAGAGCUUGAGAGUCGUGAUGAUCUCUUCUUUGACGCCAAUUACGCGGCAGCAGCUCGAGCACAGUACGAUCGGGACCAAACUGGCCCUCUCACCCGCCUUCCCUCCGCUUACAGCUAUGUGCCUCUUGCCACUUUCAUGCCGCAAGAUACCUUGGAGAGGUUAUAUUCUCAGGCCAAGGAUCUAACCGGGUUUCCACCAGAAAAGAAAGCUAUCAUGCAACAGCGUCUGAAGGACACUGAGAUUGGCCAGGUGGAAUUUGUCUUUUUUCUUGGCGCUGCACCCAUGGCAGAGGCUGGAAAGAAGUUUGGCAGUUUGUAUCAAUAUCUCCAAUAUCCUUUCUCUGUUGGCUCAGUCCACAUUCAGCCAGCACCCUCUGAGAAAGAUGAUCCUGUGCUUGAUCCCAGGCAUUAUGAAGGCCCCCACGGUGAGAUAGAUCUCGACAUCAUGCUGGAAUCGGCCCGCUUUGCUCGCAAAAUAUUGCUUGCGCCCUCUUUCAACAAGAUUGUGAGACAAUGGGCAUACCCCCCCGCCAGUUUAUUCACAGACGACGAGGAUGUCAAGGCGUGGAUCCUUGACAGCACCGCUAUGACAUACCAUCCUAUUGGCACAUGCGCCAUGGGCGGCCAGGCAGGCAUCGGAGGAGGAGUCGUGGACGAGAGGCUCAAGGUAUAUGGAGUCAAGGGUCUGCGAGUUGUGGAUGCGAGCGUCAUGCCGCUUCAUAUCAGUGCACACAUACAGGCGACUGUGUAUGCCAUUGCGGAAAAGGGAGCAUCUAUGAUCCUUGAAGAUGCGGCAAAAUACUAG
Trichoderma aggressivum f. europaeum is the source of this 1791-nucleotide messenger RNA. RefSeq names its product CAZyme family AA3. NCBI's taxonomy places the organism in Eukaryota, Fungi, Ascomycota, Sordariomycetes, Hypocreales, Hypocreaceae. The record is from RefSeq and is a predicted model, not a curated record. The transcript has 3 exons. The coding region runs from base 1 to 1791 and encodes 596 amino acids. Gene Ontology annotation, molecular function: flavin adenine dinucleotide binding; oxidoreductase activity, acting on CH-OH group of donors.